GAUCGUAAGAUGCUGGCAGUUGUGAACACACAUGCCCCUUACUCCCAUGUGCCAGUAGAAGUCCUGUAAAUCACGCUAUUAGCCGUACAGUCAGCGACACACUCCCCAACUGCAGCCAUGGCAAGAACACUGUGGUUGCUGGGAUCCCUGAUUGCUGUAGGAAUUGGGUACAUCUUAUAUGAACCCAGCUUUGACCCAGAGUCCUUGCGGGGUGCGAGAGUGGUGAUCACGGGCUGCAGUUCCGGGAUCGGGGAACAGAUGGCGUACGAGUACGCUCAGAUGGGGGCAAAGGUCCUCAUCACAGCCAGGAGGGAGAACAGGCUGAAGGAGGUAGUGGCCAAGAUGAGAGAGCUAGGUGCCCAGGAGGCUCUGUAUGUAGCAGGGGACAUGGGGAAGGCUGAGGACUGUGAAAGGACCAUCCAGACUGCAAAGGAGAAAUUUGGUGGACUUGAUAUUCUGGUGAUCAACCACCUGGCAUCAACAAUCGACAACAAGUUCUUCCAGUUCCUGUGGGACGGGGACAUGGACUAUGCCCAGAAGCACAUCCAGGCCAACUAUGUCAGCUACCUCCGCCUGGCCUCCCUCGCCUUACCCUCCUUACACAGGAACAGUGGCAGCAUUGUUGUGGUGGGGUCAGCUGCAGGCAGAUUCGGUGUUCCUCUGAACACACUAUACUCAGGCACCAAGUUUGGCCUGCAUGGGUUCUUCAGCAGUUUACGGCAAGAGCUUCACAUCCAGAAAUCCAAUGUCUCUGUCACUUACAUUGUGCUGGGAGCCAUUGACACAGUACUUGGCAAGAAAGCAAUCCACGAUAGAGGACUGGACACCAAACAGCAGAUGGCUCCUGUCUCCAGCGCUGCACAGGCCAUCAUCCGAGGAGGGGCGACUGGACAGAGAGAGGUGUACUAUCCCUGGGGACAGAUCUGGACUCUGGUCAAAGUCUGGGACUUCUUCCCACAAGUUGCAGACUACUUUUUAGAACUAAGUGUGAUUGAUGGCCCAAAGAAAUUAGACAGGUCACCAUUGUUAGAAUAGUAAGAACGUACUGUAUGUUUAGCUGUAUUUGUCUGUUAUGAGAGAUAAGACAGGAAUAGUAGCACUUGGAGGCUAACCUAAAAUUUAGGUGUGCAGGAAAAACUUUUGGUGCUCAACAUAAAAUAGAAACAAAACAGUAUGAUUUAUAGGGUUUUGACUUGAGACAAGGGACUGACCAACACUUACAACUGCCAAAUUUACAUGCACCUUUAUUUCUAAUAAAUUAAUAUAUUUAACACAGAUAUUCAACUUCAAACUUGAUUUCAUUAUCAAGGUUAGCAAUGCUUAAUACUAGUAGUGGCGCGGGAAAGCGCACGACACGAAAAUAAAGUCUUAUUCAUUCAUUCA
Molecule: messenger RNA, 1383 nt
Organism: Branchiostoma belcheri (Belcher's lancelet)
Lineage: Eukaryota; Metazoa; Chordata; Leptocardii; Amphioxiformes; Branchiostomatidae
Product: hydroxysteroid 11-beta-dehydrogenase 1-like protein
Exons: 6
Coding region: 118-1035 (305 amino acids)
Molecular function (GO): oxidoreductase activity
Source: RefSeq, a predicted model, not a curated record